This is a messenger RNA of Carya illinoinensis, 1478 nucleotides long. RefSeq names its product ABC transporter I family member 6, chloroplastic-like. Lineage: Eukaryota; Viridiplantae; Streptophyta; Magnoliopsida; Fagales; Juglandaceae. Gene Ontology annotation, molecular function: ATP binding; ATP hydrolysis activity. Bases 87 to 1067 code for a protein of 326 amino acids. The transcript is spliced from 7 exons. The record is from RefSeq and is a predicted model, not a curated record.
GUGACCAAAAUCCGGAAAACACAGUAUUACCAUUUCCUCGACUCCAGUGUCGCACAGUGCGUGGCGUCGUUUCCAACUUCUCUCCAAUGGCUCUACCCCUCCGUUGCUCCCAUUACACUCCACCGUUGGCUCCUUCAUUCCCUGCUUCUUCUUCAGUUGUUAGAUUCUUGCCCCCCAAUUUCCUCCAAUUCACGCUUCCUACCAUCCGUCCCCUCUGUUGCCGCCCGUUCCACCGGCGGCCUGUCACGGUCGUCACCGCCUCCCUCUCCGCCGUAGAUUCUCCAGCCACUUCCGGUAGCCAAGAGGAGAAGAAGCUCCUGCUCGAAGUCAAAGAACUGACGGCCGUGAUUGUGGAAUCCAAGCAACAAAUUCUCAAGGGCGUUAACCUCUCCAUCUAUGAAGGAGAGGUUCACGCAAUUAUGGGAAAGAAUGGUUCUGGGAAGAGCACACUGGCAAAGGUUCUUGUUGGCCAUCCAGAUUAUGAAGUUACGGGGGGUAGUGCAGUAUUCAAAGGGGAGAACUUGCUUGAUAUGGAACCGGAUGAAAGGUCACUUGCCGGGCUAUUUAUGAGCUUCCAGUCCCCUAUUGCGAUUCCUGGUGUGAACAAUAUUGACUUUCUGAAUAUGGCUUAUAAUGCUCGGAGAAGAAAACUGGGUCAGCCGGAGCUUGGACCGAUUGAGUUCUAUGCUUACAUUUUCCCCAAGCUUGAACUUGUGAAGAUGAAGGCAGACUUCCUUAAUAGAAAUGUUAAUGAAGGAUUCAGUGGUGGUGAAAGGAAGCGCAAUGAAAUUUUACAACUUGCAGUUCUGGGUGCAGAUUUGGCUAUCUUGGAUGAAAUUGAUUCUGGACUGGAUGUUGAUGCACUUCGAGACGUAGCAGAAUCAGUGAAUGGGCUUUUGACUCCAAAAAAUUCUUUAUUGAUGAUUACUCAUUAUGAGCGUCUUUUGAAUUCUGUAAAGCCUACAUGGAUCCACAUCAUGGAGGACGGGAAAAUUGUGAAGACAGGAGAUUUUUCAAUAGCAAAACUUCUGGAGGACGAAGGGUAUCGAGCAAUUUCUGCAGCAUAACUGCAUGGCAAUUGAUGUUGCAAUCCAAUCAUUUUUAAAUUGGGCUGAACAGGAUCUGUGCAUUGAGAGGCGGAUUUGUAGCUUCUGAGGCCCGGGUUGCAGCUGCACGCCAUCAAAAUUUCACUCCUGCUGUUGGCUAUAUUGUCAGAUUAUGUACCUUCACCAUAUCUUAUCUUCAAUAUACAUGCCUCUUUGUGUUAACACUUAUUAACUGAUUGCUCUCUUACAUUACUGCAUCUCCGAGGGGAGGACAGUGCAGAAUUUGUCACAGGAAUUUUUUUCCCAGCAACAUAUUGUGUUUUAAGACUUGUGAGAGGCAACAGCCAUACGUCAUGAUGUUAUGUACGACCAUAUCUUUUUAGAUGUUAUUUCUUGGGCUGGUCUUGGUGCGGAGUAAGAAAUUUUGACUGA